Messenger RNA from Syzygium oleosum, 1695 nucleotides. RefSeq lists its product as uncharacterized. The record is from RefSeq and is a predicted model, not a curated record. The coding region runs from base 20 to 1516 and encodes 498 amino acids. The transcript has 13 exons. NCBI's taxonomy places the organism in Eukaryota, Viridiplantae, Streptophyta, Magnoliopsida, Myrtales, Myrtaceae.
AAAUUGGCAUACAGAAGCUAUGGAUGAAGCAAAGAGAAUAGAAGAAGGACUAGCCCGUGAAGCCCAGACUCAGCUUAUUAAGGAAGAUUGCGAAGGUGACUUGUGCAAGAAAUUAGACAGAAACGAUGGCAGAGAUCGCGUCGACAACAUGCUUGACCAGCCUGUGGCCGAGAAAGCAGAGGAGCAGCCCCAGGUCACGCAGAAGAGCAAGAGGGUCGCGACUUUAGAUGCAUUUAGAGGCCUCACCAUAGUGUUGAUGAUUCUUGUGGAUGAUGCCGGGGAAGCGUAUGCACGCAUCGACCACUCGCCUUGGAACGGUUGCACAUUGGCUGAUUUUGUCAUGCCUUUCUUUCUCUUCAUUGUCGGGGUGGCAAUCGCCCUUGCUCUCAAGAAAAUUCCCAGAAUCAAGGAUGCAAUAAAAAAGAUUGUCAUAAGGACAUUGAAGCUUCUUUUCUGGGGCAUUCUGUUGCAAGGAGGAUAUUCCCAUGCACCUAAUGAUCUGUCCUAUGGAGUAGACAUGAAACACAUCCGUUGGUGUGGCAUCCUCCAGCGAAUAGCACUUGUUUACUUCAUGAUAGCCCUAAUAGAGACUCUCACCACAAAGCACAGACCAACAGUACUUGAGCCUGGACAUUUAUCUAUUUUCACAGCAUAUCGUUGGCAAUGGAUGGGGGGAUUCGUCACUUUUGUAAUUUACAUGGUGACGACAUAUGCUUUAUAUGUUCCUGAUUGGUGUUUCGUUGUCCACGGCCAGGAUGGACCCAAGAGAUAUACAGUCAAUUGUGGAAUGAGAGGACACCUAGGUCCUGCAUGCAAUGCAGUCGGCUACGUCGACCGACAGGUUUGGGGUGUCAACCAUCUGUAUUCACAGCCAGUCUGGCAACGGUUAAAGGCUUGCACUCUUAGUUACCCGAGUUCCGGCCCUUUUCGUGAGGAUGCUCCUACAUGGUGCCGUGCUCCAUUUGAGCCAGAAGGCUUAUUGAGUACAAGUUCUGCCAUUCUAUCUGGCACCAUUGGCAUCCACUAUGGGCAUGUCCUGAUUCACUUCAAGGGUCACUUUGAGAGGCUCAAGCAAUGGGUCUCAAUGGGGCUUUGCUUACUUAUCGUUGCCAUUAUCCUGCAUUUCACAGACGCCAUUCCUAUUAACAAGCAGCUAUAUAGCUUCAGCUAUGUCUGCUUCACAGCCGGUGCAGCCGGAAUUGUGUUUUCUGCCUUCUACAUUGUGAUCGAUGUUUGGGGAUUGAGAACGCCCUUCUUAUUCUUGGAGUGGAUUGGAAUGAACGCAAUGCUUGUGUUCGUGAUGGCUGCACAGGGCAUCUUCGCUGCAUUCAUAAAUGGAUGGUACUCCAAAGAUCCAGACGACAAUCUGGUGAAUUGGAUCCAGAAGCACAUAUUCAUUAACGUUUGGCACUCUAAGCGGUUAGGGACGCUCUUGUAUGUGAUAUUCGCGGAGAUAGUUUUCUGGGGAAUUGUCUCCGGCAUCCUACACAAACUGGGCAUAUACUGGAAGCUAUGAGAACCAACCAUCUGCGGAUGGCUAAUCGUUGCUCCUCUCACAUGUUCUGAAUGCCCUUCCUUUCUUUUUUCCUAGCUUCUCUUGUACUUUUUGGAAGUUGCUCGGAUUUUAACCUGCUCGGUUCUACUGUCAAUGUGGUUUUGUUGUACAUUAGAUUAUCUUGAUUCAGGAAGUGUAAU